GAUCUUCCUUAGGGUUCCAUAGUCAAACUCGUUGACCCCUCCACCGGGGAGACAAGGAGAUGGUGAAUCAAGGUGCCAAGAAGAGAACACUCGACACAUCGCCAAUCUCCGGCGCCUCAUCAUUGCCUGCAACCUAUUUCCAUGAUGUAAUCUAUAUCACAAGUUUUGUGCAAUUGAUGUCCAUCAUCUCUGACAAGUUUUGGUAUACAUAUCUUGUGAUACCAGCAUUUGGAGAAUACAAAUCUUUCCGGUUCAUUAGAGGUUUUCUGUCAUCAGUCUCAGAGGGAGAGGUUGAGGACGAGAAGACUCGCAAGAAAAGGGAAAAGAUGGAGAAAAAGGCUUCAAGGCCCAAGUUUGUCAAGGCAAGGAAUAGGUACUGGGCCAUCCGGUUGGGCCACUCCACUUUGCCUUGGACCUCCUCAGACUGCUUCAACACAUCAGGAGGAUCUGUGGCAGCAGUGGAAGAGUCCCCGAUUAACUUUUUCAAGAGACUCACAUGGAACACUGGGUGGAGCUUCGAGGAAUUUGAGCAAUCGAGGUUUGCCUAUAAGGCUACAGCUUCAGGUACUGGGCCAUCCGGUUGGGCCACUCCACUUUGCCUUGGACCUCCUCAGUCUGCUUCAACCCAUCAGGUAACUUCAUCUCCUUUUCUCUUCGUGCUUCAAUUCCCUCUUCUAAUUCAAUUCCCAAAUUACUCUCCAAAAUCCCUAACCCUCAUUCCUCUCUUCCCAAUUCCUCUUCGCUUCUUCGUUCCUCCUCUUCUCCUCGAUUUCUUCCUCUUCUCCUCCGACUCUAACACCAUGGUCGUGGAGACACCCAUGGCUGUCGUUUAGCGCUUAACUACAACUAUUGUGUCAGUUUUUUUUUUUUGAUCAUUAGACUAUAUAUUUGAUUAAUUAGGUCAUUAAACUAUUAAAAUGGUUUCAACUAAACUACUAAUGGUCAACCCAUUCUUUUUCAUAUUUUUAUGAGCACAAUUUAACCUCAAUAUAAGUUUUGAAAAUGAUAAAAUAAAUAUUUAAUUUGGGUUAGUGAUUGAGUGUUAAUUCUACAUUGCUUACGCUUAGGUCCUGGGUUUGAACCCUCCCCAUCCCAUCCCAUUCUUUUCAUAUUUUCAUAAGUAUCAACUACAAAUUAACUUAAAUAUAAUUUGUUUUUAACAAAGAAUCAAAUUUUAUAUCUGGUUCAUCGAUUAAGAUGUGCCUAAUCUGUCUCCAAUACCCAUGUCUGAUUCCC
Hibiscus syriacus is the source of this 1236-nucleotide messenger RNA. RefSeq lists its product as uncharacterized. The transcript is spliced from 8 exons. NCBI's taxonomy places the organism in Eukaryota, Viridiplantae, Streptophyta, Magnoliopsida, Malvales, Malvaceae. The coding region runs from base 60 to 833 and encodes 257 amino acids. Gene Ontology annotation, biological process: vacuolar protein processing. The record is from RefSeq and is a predicted model, not a curated record. Gene Ontology annotation, cellular component: intracellular membrane-bounded organelle.